CCGCAUGCGCGAGCACAUGAGGAAAAGUGUCAGCCAUCAUUUUAUAGAUCUUUCAUCUCUGUGUAGUUUGUCUUUAUCCAUGAAAGACAACAGUUAAACAUAAAUUAGUCAAUAUCAAAUAAUAAUAGUAUGGCAGAUUAUGGAGACGCUAACCCUUUUGCAGAUCCUGAGGCGGCAAACCCCUUCGAGGACCCUUCAGUAAAACAAGCCAGAGGACAGAGGCAAGCAGGAAUGGAUGAUUACAAUCCAUUUGCUGAUGGUGGAACUAAACCAGCUGCUGCUCAGCAGCCUCAAGUUCCAGCCCCCCAGAGGCCACAACCAGCCACCACCCAGCCUGCCGUGAUGCAGCCGUCAGAGCCACCAGCAUACACCCCAACUCCAGCACAGAGUGUCAGCACUGAUGACUUACAGAAGAGACAAGAGGAAUUGGAAAGGAAAGCAGCAGAACUGGCAAGGAAGGAACAGGAAAUGCGCUCAAUGCAGUAUGAUGCACGGGCAAACAACUGGCCUCCACUACCAAAAUGGUGUUGUGUAGGUCCCUGUUUUUACCAAGACUUUAAUGUGGACAUACCAUUAGAAUUCCAGAGAAUUGUGAAGCUACUUUAUUAUCUAUGGAUGUUCCAUGCAUGUGUGCUUGUCCUCAAUGUGCUGGGUAGUCUUGCUUAUUUCAUCUCUAAGUCCAAGGAUCCAAGCGCUAACAGCAGUGGAGCAGGAGUGACUUUUGGACUGUCCAUAUUGUUCUUUAUUCUAUUUACUCCUUGCUCAUUUAUCUGCUGGUACAGACCCGUCUAUAAAGCAUUCAGGAGUGACAGUUCCUUCAACUUCUUUGUCUUCUUUUUUGUGUUUUUUAUUCAAUUUGUUGCCCACAUAAUUGAAUGUCUCGGAAUUGACAGUGCUGGAUCUGUUGGAAUUAUCUCUGCCUUGAGCAUUGUUUCAUUGGAUCCAGCCACAGGAGCAAUAAUGUUUGUUGUUGGCAUACUAUUUGCAUUGAUGGGCCUAUUUGAUAUUAUCUUACUUAUUAAGGUCCAUCGUAUCUACCGUUCCACGGGGGCUAGUCUUGCCAAGGCCCGGCAGGAGUUUGCCACUGGGGUAAUGAAGAAUGAGACAGUCCAAGGUGUGGCUGCUAACGCUGGGGCUGCUGCUGCCAGAGGAGCAUUUGCAGCAGGAACAGAAAACAGAUACUAAAAUAGACUGGACACGAGUGUAAAAAAAAAAACAUCAGCUCAAGAAGAGAGAACCACUAUGAUCCUAGGAAUUUGAGGAGAACAAAAAAUAAUAAAUUAAAGGGAAAAAGUGGCAAAACAAAGAGUCUUAGUUGUUAGAAAGUUGUUAAAAAGCCCUGGUGACCUGGAUGUGCUUCUGGCAGGGCACAGUGUAUAUCAUUGUACAUAGCUAAACUUGUAGGGGCUGAUGUGUCGUAUGUUAGGGAAAACAAGGGCCAUAGUGGAUAUGUUGUUGGAUGCUGCUAUUGUACACGUGUCUGCUUUGAAAGGGGGGGGGAUGAUUAGAACUACAGAUUUAUUAACAUAAAAGACAAUAAGAACCCUCUGUAUUUUAUCUUGCAAUGUCUAUUGAGGACUUGUUAUGCAAAACAAGUACCUAAAAUCACAAUCAGCUAGUUAAUACAUUUUGUAGUUCAAUUUGGGUUUAUAGGCACGUUUUGAAAAAAUAGUAUGUAUAGUAUCUGUAUCAGUUAAUGUCACAUGGUUUGUGGGGCAUCCAUGUCAUUUUGUGACUACUUGAUGUUAAUAGGGUACACAGUAUUGUUCAAAGUUUUCUGCUUCAUUUUUUUCAAACUGAAGAAAGGUUAUAGUUUAAAAGGAAUUUGAAUACUUUCAAGUUGAAUUUAUUUUGAACUGUUGAAUACAUUUAUAUCAUAUAUUGGUAGUUUCCAGAGAUAAGAAAAAUGAGCUUAGUUAAUACUUUGUUAAGGGAGUUCUAAGCAUGUGUUUGUUAUUUCAGAUAUUUCAGAGAGAGUGUAGGAUCUGAGUUGGCUAAUAUAAUAUAUAUCAAUAUGUGCAGAAACAGCUAUUCACCAUAUAGGUACUUUGAAUGAAGGUCAUAGUUUCAAAAACCAGUAAGCAAGAAUUUUGAUAAUGUGACCCAGGUUAGAUUUUUUCUAAGAGGUGAAGGUACAUAGACAUUUUUCCUCUGAUCCCAAUCUAGUUGCCAUGCUCAUCAUUUAAUAACAUCAAUUGUGAAUGUUUUGAAUUUACCUUGUAUUAAAUAACUGGGGACAUAUAUAUAAAAUGCCAAUGUUCUUGUUCAAUCUGCUGUAGCCAGUGCAUGGCUCUUGGUAGAAUAUAUAUGAAGAUUUGUCACCAGUUUUAUUUGUUAAUAUUGUUUUCAAAUGAUAAUGUUGUUUUUUUGGUAUUCCAGUGCUUUAGAAAAAAAACAUCCAACACGUCCCCACAAUUAGCAGCAUAUUUGCUAGAAUCUGAGAAGAUUGACUCUGGUACUUGAUGAAACUAUAUAACAGCAUAUCACCACUCUGUAAAUAUUUGAACCAACAGUAGAACAUAAACAUCAGUUCAUUGGCCCUUGGUUUGAUCUUUUAUUAACACCGAUGCUUCUUUUAUCAUUCCAGAAAAGUUAUAACCUGUACGCAUUCAGCAUCAGAAUUAUGAAUUUGAUGCUUUUUUUGCUUUGAAAGUGUUAGUUCUGGAAUCUCUUCCAAAAGUAAUUGUAAAUGAGGUUUGUCAGCCUAGACAUCCUCAGGGUUUCUUCCAUUGACACUGUCAGUAGAUUGAGGCAUGUCAAAAUUUGGAUGGGUAUUACAGACUUAAUUUGAAGCCUUUCUGAAAUAACUUCAUAGCACAAAAGAGUGGGGUACUACUGUAAUAGCUAGAAUAAUAUUAAUUUGUAUAUGGCUUCACGUCACACUAGAUGAUUUCCCUUUCCUAUGCAGUUCUAGUUUCAGUGUUGGAUUAUCUAAUAUGAACACUCCUAAUAGAAAAAAAUAUAAACAAAAUAUAGUAUUCUGUAAAUGAAUGCCAUUAAGAUUACAAGUGCAAAUAUUAAGGUUCCAUGUGAGUAAAUGUUAUUAGGCUAUUAACUUUGUUGUAUAUGCUGCACAUUAUCUUUAUUGUUAUUAUUUAUGUUAUUUCCAUUUUGAUGUAAAAAAAGUUUGGAUUUCAGACAUAAUGAGAAACCAAUGAAAGAAUAAAUGUGCAUAUGGAAAUA
Molecule: messenger RNA, 3183 nt
Organism: Lingula anatina
Lineage: Eukaryota; Metazoa; Brachiopoda; Lingulata; Lingulida; Lingulidae
Product: secretory carrier-associated membrane protein 1
Biological process (GO): protein transport
Cellular component (GO): trans-Golgi network membrane; recycling endosome membrane
Source: RefSeq, a predicted model, not a curated record